CCUCUCCUUCAUUUUCCUUUCCCACAGUUUCUCAGCAACCAAACGGAGCAUCAACCAUUUGAAAGUUUAACUCUUGCACUCUUCAACUUCAUCAGCCGAUUCAAUUUCCUCCUCCUAAUUCAAACUCUUACAAGCGCAAAACGACGCCGAAUCUGCCUAUAUUGAAAGCAUGAAACCAAUGAGCUACAGAAGGGAGCACCGUUCCUCCAAAUCAGCUCUUUUAGAUGGUCUUGAGGAAGGUGGUCUUAGGGCCUCUUCCUCAUACUCCCGUGACAUUAAUGAGCAUGACAAUGACAAAGCCGUGCAAAGUUUACAAGACAGAGUUGUUUUUCUGAAGAGAUUAACAGGUGAUAUACAUGAAGAGGUGGAGAGUCAUAAUCGUUUGCUUGACCGAAUGGGCAAUCACAUGGAUGCAUCAAGGGGUAUAUUGUCUGGAACAAUGGAUCGGUUUAAGAUGGUAUUUGAGAAAAAAUCAAGCCGGAGAAUGUGUAGACUUGUGGCAUAUUUUGUGGUUUCCUUCUUAAUCAUAUACGUUCUCUUUAGGAUUCGCAGAAUCUUUAUGCAUAGCUGAACCAGAAUUAUAGAAAGCUCCUUUCCCAAUUUUUUAUCAGAAGAAAAAUGGUGGCCCAUAUGCAGUAACAUCAUCGGUGCAAAUGCAUCUCACUCAAACAGCGUGACAGCAUGUGAAAAUGAUUUCAGAGCUGAUCAGCAGAAAGAAAUAUUUUUCAUUUCUCAAUAUAGAGAUGUUAUGCCUGAAAGGAUUGGGCAGCUGCUGGAGGUGAGCUGCUUGUUGAAUUGUACAAGAACACAUACUGAACUUUUGUUUCUUGUUUUACAUUUUAAAAGACCUUGCACUUAGCUUUUUCUAUUGCAUGGCUUUCUGUCUCAUGGCAUCUUUCGAUUAAAGCAUCAUGCAAACUGAUCAUAAGAAGAAACCAUGCCGGCAUUCAUACAUACCAUCCUAGGGACAUACAUACAUACAUACGUACGUUCAUGCAUAUACAUACUCUUGAAUGCAGCUUGUUACAUAAGUGGAAGCGUUUAUUGUGGGGGCACAAACACAAUGGCAUGGCCUUACCUGGCUAAAAAGCUGCAUUGCUUUGUUACAGGAAAGUAUUAGAAUUCAGUUUGUUGGUUAGGGUGGGUAUUUUAUACUCUAGUGAAUGUUAUCAUGUAGUACAAACUAUUUUAGUCUGAUGGUGAUGGGUAAUUUGCCUCUGUAUCAAACUGAGCCAACUCUCAAACUUCAUGAUAUUUUUAGUCAAAGAAAAUAAUUUUAGAUGGGAAAAUUUUGAAUUCUGGAUGGACAAAGUUUUGAAGCAGCUUUGUGAUUUUCCUGAGACUCUAGUCUGUUGCAGAACUUAUCAUAUGUUAUAUACAAGCGAUAUUUGGGGAGGGAGAAGGGGGGUGGGGUACAUGGGUGAAUGAUCUUAACCAAUUGAGCUGCAAGACUAGUCAUAUUUGGAUGGCAGGUGAGCCAUAUUUGGGUUAUGGUUAUUUUAUUAGAUAAUCAGGGAAGCAAAUUGUAGGCUUGAUGGCAAGUCAACCUGGGUGCCUAUGUAGCCUCAUCCUUGUAAAUUUGGAUCUCAAAACAACUACUUUGGACCUUGGUGGCCGGCAUGUUAUUCUAAUCAAAAUAAGACUUCUCUUA
This is a messenger RNA of Prunus mume (Japanese apricot), 1651 nucleotides long. Its product is annotated as bet1-like SNARE 1-1. Lineage: Eukaryota; Viridiplantae; Streptophyta; Magnoliopsida; Rosales; Rosaceae. The record is from RefSeq and is a predicted model, not a curated record.